ACUUCGGGCCGAGCCUGACCCGGGACGAGGAGGGGCCGAGCCGCGGGGGAUCCUGGAAUUGGCCGGGAGGUGGGGAUUCUGGGAGGAAAACUCCAUUUCCUCCUUCCCCGCCGGCCUCUCCCCUCCAGCCGGCACCCCAAAUCUCGAUGUGUCGCCUCCCGGGCACCGAGCGCCGGUGCUGAGCGAGGCGGCGGCCGCCGUGGCCGGCAACAUGCUGGGCAUGUACGUGCCGGACAGGUUCUCCCUGAAGUCCUCCCGGGUUCAGGACGGGAUGGGGCUCUACACGGCCCGCAGAGUGAGAAAGGGUGAAAAGUUUGGACCGUUUGCUGGAGAGAAGAGAAUGCCAGAGGACUUGGAUGAAAAUAUGGAUUACAGGUUGAUGUGGGAGGUUCGUGGGAGUAAGGGAGAAGUUCUAUACAUUUUGGAUGCUACCAACCCACGACACUCCAACUGGCUUCGCUUUGUUCAUGAGGCACCAUCUCAGGAGCAGAAGAACUUGGCUGCCAUUCAAGAAGGAGAAAACAUUUUCUAUUUGGCAAUUGAAGAUAUAGAAACAGAUACAGAGCUUCUGAUUGGCUACCUGGACAGUGACAUGGAGGCUGAUGAGGAAGAACAGCAAAUUAUGACAAUGAUCAAAGAAGGGGAAGUUAAAAAUUCUAAAGGAAAGUCAGCAGCUGGCAGAAAAGGAUUACCUCUAAAUGAUUGCUUUGGCUGUAAAGAGGACUAUGCUUGUGCCCACUGUGAGUCGAGUUUUGCCAGUGAGGAAAUUCUUGCUGAGCAUCUUCAGACAUUGCACCAGAAACCCACAGCGGAGAAAGAAUUUAAAUGCAAGAACUGCGGGAAGAAAUUCCCAGUUAAGCAGGCUUUGCAAAGACAUUUUGAGCAGCACCAGGAGACUUGCCGGGGAGAUGCCAGGUUUGUGUGCAGGGCUGAUAGCUGUGGCAAGAGGCUGAAGAGCAAGGAUGCCCUGAGAAGACACCAGGAAAAUGUCCAUGCUGGAGAUCCUAAGAAAAAGCUCAUAUGUUCAGUGUGCAAUAAGAAGUGUUCUUCGGCUUCAAGCCUGCAGGAACACAGAAAGAUUCAUGAGAUAUUUGACUGCCAAGAAUGUAUGAAGAAAUUUAUUUCAGCUAAUCAGCUAAAACGUCAUAUGAUCACCCACUCAGAAAAACGGCCCUAUAAUUGUGAGAUUUGUAAUAAGUCUUUCAAGAGGCUUGAUCAAGUGGGUGCCCACAAAGUGAUACACAGUGAAGAUAAACCAUACAAGUGCAAGCUUUGUGGAAAGGGAUUUGCCCACAGAAAUGUUUACAAGAAUCACAAGAAGACCCACUCUGAAGAGAGACCAUUCCAAUGUGAGGAAUGUAAAGCUUUGUUCCGGACCCCAUUUUCUUUGCAGAGACACCUGCUCAUACAUAACAGUGAGAGGACUUUCAAGUGUCAUCACUGCGAUGCUGCCUUUAAAAGGAAGGAUACCUUAAAUGUUCAUGUCCAGGUGGUCCAUGAAAGACACAAGAAGUACAGAUGUGAGCUUUGUAACAAGGCAUUUGUUACACCUUCAGUGCUUAGAAGUCAUAAGAAAACACAUACAGGAGAAAAGGAGAAAAUCUGUCCUUACUGUGGCCAGAAAUUUGCCAGUAGUGGUACCCUGAGAGUUCAUGUCCGUAGUCACACAGGUGAGCGCCCCUAUCAAUGCCCUUACUGUGAAAAAGGAUUCAGUAAAAACGAUGGACUGAAGAUGCACAUUCGUACUCACACCAGGGAGAAGCCAUACAAGUGCUCUGAGUGCAGCAAGGCCUUCAGCCAGAAGCGAGGCCUGGAUGAGCACAGGAGGACACACACGGGAGAAAAGCCUUUUCAGUGUGAUGUUUGUGACUUGGCAUUUAGCCUGAAGAAAAUGCUGAUCCGACACAAGAUGACUCAUAAUCCCAAUCGUCCACUGGCAGAAUGCCAGCUUUGCCAUAAGAAGUUUACUAGAAAUGACUACCUCAAAGUGCACAUGGACAAUAUCCACGGCGAACCUGACAGCUAAUGGUAGCUGUAAAGGAAUUGAACGACUCAGAAAGGCUCCUAAUAUGAAACCCAGAUUUCCCUCACCUGCUUAGCACAGCAGAGUAUCCAAAGUAAUUCACUGGUCUCAUAACUCUUAUUUGCCUACCUUCAGAGUCCAUAGUUGCAUAUGCAAAAACAAAAAAACAAAAAACCCUACUUUUACUAAGGAAUGGUACAAAUGGGAAAAAAAUAACUUUAUCGCCUUGCAAAAUGCUACUUGUGCUCUGUUUUAUAAAAAUGGAAAAAGGAUUCAUGGCUCUCCUUCUUGGCCAUUUCUCUGUAAUGAAGGUUAACAUACUCCCUGUUAGGCCUUUUUAUUGUUAGCUUUGUGUGUGUGUGAGGGUGUGUGUGUCUGUGUGUCUGUGGGUGCACAUGUGCACAUGCUGAUUAUUGUACCCUGUCAUUACUAAUAUAGCCAGAAAGAAAUUAAGAUAUACAAGAUAUUUUACUGCAGGUAAGGAUAAAGACAAGAAUUUUCAAAGUCUCAAGUAUUAUAACUGGAUAAAACUUGCUAUUUGAUAAAGAGGUAUUUAAGAACUAAAAUGUCUAUUGCAAUAUUGCUCAUUUUAGACAGUUCUUAGGAGACAUUAUUUCCUCUCCUCAUUUAGAUGCAGAUAUUCAUGAUCUGGAAUACUUUCAUAAGAUCUAUAUAAAAACAACCAUGACACUUAAAUAUUUACCAAGAUGAUCCUCCUGAGUUUAUACCAGUUACCCUUAGAAAUUAACAAUCUACAAAUGUAUAUAUCUAAAAAUUGAAGCAGAAUAGGUUUUCAAUAUUUGCUGACUAAUGGAAAGGCAGUACAGCAGUACCGUUAAAUAUUAGUUAUGAUAAACCUAGCUCUUUAGCUUCUCAUUCCCUAAAAGUACACAGAACUUGUUCCUGCAGGUAUAAUAGAUUCCUCAGAGCAUUCACUUUCUGUUUCGCAAAAGACAUUUGCCAGAGUCUUGGCAGUAGGUGAUUGUGAAACAGUUUUGAUUUACCCUCAGUCAUCCUAUAUAAUUAGGAAUCCAGAAUAAAAAAAUACAAAGCCUGGCAAUUGUUAUGUUUGAAAAUAUCACUGAUGCUUGAGGGAAAUUAAGGCAAGAAGCUUAAUUUCUUCCUCUAGGUUACAUUUCAAUAAUAUACUUAAGAGCAACGUAUAAUGAGCAGCUUGUUUUGGGAGACAAUAGGAUAAAAUGUAGUAGUAGUGUCAGAAUAGCCUGGAGGAAUCCAAAAAUGAGAAGAUAAUUCAUGAAGCCCAAAUCUUGAACUUCUCUAUUUGCAGUCCACUCAAAAGAGAGCAAGUAUAAUUUUAAGGAAGUUAUUCUAUUAUAGUGAUUUAAGAAGAAAGGUUGUCAGAAGAUAUGGUUCCUUAUCGUCAGGAAUCUCAUUUUAGAAUUGUAUUUAUGCUCAGUUUCAGUUUUAAAAAGAAACAUAAAGAUUCAAUAUUGAUAUAUAAACUAUAAAAUACUAAAUUUGAAACUCAGAAGUGAUAACUUUAAAAAGUAUAAAUCCCAGAUUAUAAUUUAGAAGAUAACAAGUAUGGUUAUAUAGAGUAUUUUGUAUCUGAAAUUAUAGACUAUGUUUUAAAAAAUAGACUUUGGCCUUGUUUCUCAAUAUGUCAUUUGUUUCAACAGUAUAUUUUUAGAUCUGAAGUGUUUUCAAUUUAACAUGACACUGCGCUUACUAUGAUUUGAAUAUAAAAGGACAGCUGUAAAAUGUGGUAGUGUGUGUUAUUCAAACACGUCUGUUCAUUCCUCUGGGUGCUGCCUUCUUUGUAUGGGAUUCUUCAUAUCCCAAUUACGUGGUGAAUGUGAAAGUCGAAAAGAAGCCAAAGACCAAUUUUUCAUAAUUUCAGUGACACAAUUUCCAGGGCUGCUGGGGAGGUCGCCCUCACACCCAUGUUGUUGCCGUCCUGCCAAGGAAAUUGAUGAGGGAGAAGUGCUGGGUCUCUUCAAAGCACUGAACCCCAAACAGGUCCUUACACAACUAUUUGCAUACUGUCACCUUUUACCCAAAGGUGAUCAUUUAUGAGCUUUUCAGAUGUAUUUGUAUUUGAGUACUGCAACUUUUAAGUCACUUAGCAGUAACAAAAAAGAUGAGAAUUUAUUUUUCCAUGUUUCGAUUGGGAAAUUGAGAAUAUAAACAGUCAUAGGUGAAAAGUCUUAUAGACAAGGUGGAGUACAGGUGCCCCUUCUGAAGUCUUUCUCUUCUUUCCUGCUAUAAAAGAUUGUGAUUCAAGUGCUUUCUUGGGAAAAGGCCAAACUGUCAGGUGCCCAUGAAGUCAGGGCUAAGUAAUUUGAAUAGGUAUUCAGUAAUACAGGUAAGUUCAGAUACACUUUUGUAAUUACUAUCUUUGGAUAUUAACAUUCAAGAUAUCCUUCUGGUUUGACAAUCACUGGCUGAUACUAUGUUCCUUUCUUCCUCCUCUUUUGUUGUUGACUACAUGGAAGAUUAUUCAUUAAUCAUGAUCAACAGUUCAUAAAAGUAUUACUAACUGGUGGUUGAUUUUGGGGCUACACACUAUAGUUAAAAUGCUACAUUUAAGAAACAUAGUUCUAUAUUGUAUAUAUGUGUGUCUGCAGAGGAUCACUUUUAUGUAAUGCUUAUAUGUGCAGGUAUAUUACUUUGCUCAAAACUCUUCUGACCUGUUGCAGCCAGCUCAUCUUAUGAAUGUGAACAUGGGCCACAGGUCUUAUAGCCUUAGUUUGUAUAGUAGACUUUGUGUGCUGCUCAUCCCUCCCAAAGCUGGAUGAGAGGCUGAGAGAGAGAAUAGGGACUAGAGAUACUCAUUUUUACCUUCACAAAUCUAAAUGUUACCUGUGAAAAAUCCUGCGGUUGUAAAUAUAUGGAGCUGGGUAGAUAGAAGGAAGUGUGCCUCUUUUUUAAAGUGUAGUUGAUACAGAAUAUUAUGUGGGUUUCAGGUGAACAACGUAGUGAUUUGACAGUUAAAAUGCUCACCACAGUAAGUGUAGUUACCAUCUGUCCCCAUACAAAGAUACUACACAAUUAUUGACCAUAUUUCCUAUUCUGUACUUUUCAUCUCCAUGAAUAAUGUAUUUCAUAAUUGGAACUCUCUGUACCUUUUUAUCCCCUUCACCUCUGCCUCCUCAAAUCCCUAAGGUUUUAUCACAAAUAUUGAGGAUUAUUUGUGUGUAUAUCAAUGUAGCAUUUGUAAAUAAAAUGAAGCUUCAAUUGCA
Messenger RNA from Manis javanica (Malayan pangolin), 5226 nucleotides. The record is from RefSeq and is a predicted model, not a curated record. Lineage: Eukaryota; Metazoa; Chordata; Mammalia; Pholidota; Manidae.